Laccaria bicolor S238N-H82 is the source of this 567-nucleotide messenger RNA. RefSeq lists its product as uncharacterized. Lineage: Eukaryota; Fungi; Basidiomycota; Agaricomycetes; Agaricales; Hydnangiaceae. The coding region runs from base 1 to 567 and encodes 188 amino acids. The record is from RefSeq and is a predicted model, not a curated record. The transcript is spliced from 3 exons.
AUGGGCGCCACAGCCUCAGGCUUAUCACUGUCAAAUCAUAUCAACCUCUUAACUCCUUCAUCUACAGAUUCUGAGAUGACUGCAGAGGAUCUCACUAUCGCAAAGAAUGUUGUGGCCUGGAUCACGGCGAACCAAACCAAUCUCUCAACUCCCUCUCCGUCGGAUGUCAAAGCUGGAGAGAUUUUCCUAUUUGAAAAGAGCUCUCAAGAACCGGGCAGCCGCUGGGUCGAUAGACGUAGCUGGGAGCAGGUGUCGCGUCGACAAUUUCAAAAUAUGGGGUGCGAGAUCUCCGAGGAGAAGCGCGCUUCAGACUCCCUACUCACGGGACCUCUAUUGAGGAAAAUAAAUUGGAGGAACGUCAAAAUCGAUUCUAAAACGUAUCAACUUGUGGUUUAUGAAGAAGCCAAACCCCCCGAUCGACGAGGAGAGAAAUCUGAGCAAAGCGACUUACCCAAAGAUCUACAGGAGAAGUACCCCGAGGAGGAAGAAUCUUCUCAUGAUCUGCGCGGAGAUCAAGAGAUCCGUUCGCGAUCUUCGCACUUCUUUGAAGUUAUUCUGAACAAGUGA